AUGUCUAAGCUGAAUUUGGGUCCUGUCAAGGCGUUUAAUGUUAUGAAGACUUGUUUUGGAGGUUUUGAAGAUGUGGGCGCAAGCAAAGUUGAAUUUAAGAACCAUAAGAGACAAAUUAACUUGUUCAUAGGGGAAUAUGACGCUGAUAUGACAAUCAUCACUGCAAAUGUUACAUUUGGUGCAGCGUUGUUGGCGUCGGAAACUGCUGAUACGUAUAUUUGGUUGUUAAGAGUUUUUCUUAAAGCUGUUGGUUCUCAACCAAAAGUUGUUGUCAUUGACCAAGAUCCAGCGAUGAAGAAGGCUAUUUCUGUUGUAUUUGUUGACACGAGGCAUCGGUUAUGCAUGUGGCAUGCGAUGCAUAAACUUUCUCUGAAGGUUGGUGUUAGGCUAUGCAAUUCCACCAAUUUUAAAGAACGUAUCUGUGGUGUUGUGUGGACGGAUAUUCUCACACCUGAAGAGUUUGAAUCAGAAUGGGAAACGGUUAUUGCAGAAUUCAAUUUAGAAGAUAAUGACUGGCUAUCUGAUAUUUUUGCACUUAGGGAAUCUUGGAUCCCUGCAUACUAUAGAAUGGAGCCUAUGUCUGGUCUUAUACGAACGACAUCCAGGUCGGAAAACAAACAUUCUAUGCAUGGCGUUAUAGAGAUAUUGUUUUUGGCGUUUUUCAGGGAAUUUCCAAAACAAUACAUUCUGAAUAGAUGGCGCAAAGAGGCCUCCCCAAACUGCUCUCCUGAAUUCUCAAUUAGUCGUGAAUAUAUGACCGAGCUUGAUCCUGAUAUGCAAAGUAUGAUGCGAGAUGUUAUUUAUUCAACCGAAUACACUUUGAACCGUUUAUCCGGUACUAAAGAGGAGCUAUCCUUAUUCAAGGAUCAUGUUUAA
Messenger RNA from Helianthus annuus (common sunflower), 876 nucleotides. RefSeq names its product protein FAR-RED IMPAIRED RESPONSE 1-like. The transcript has 5 exons. The coding region runs from base 1 to 876 and encodes 291 amino acids. The record is from RefSeq and is a predicted model, not a curated record. Lineage: Eukaryota; Viridiplantae; Streptophyta; Magnoliopsida; Asterales; Asteraceae. Gene Ontology annotation, biological process: regulation of DNA-templated transcription.